AUGACAAUAAUUUUAAAAGAGAUACUUACAGAAUGCAUUGCAGCAAAGAUGAAUGUGCAUGAUAUUGAAGUAACCUCAGAUUUUCAAUGCAAUGAGAAGCCUGUAAAAGGUACAGUGAAAUGGAGCCACAUUGAAGCAUUUUAUCAGUUGGACAAAACCAACCCCAAUUUAGUUUAUGCUCCUCAACUGACAGAUAAUCAUUUGCGUCCAAAUUGUCAGCAGAAAAUGAGAGUAAAAUUAGCAGCACAAGUGUUUAGCCACUCUGUUACAACUGGCAUGUUAAUGAAAAUUGCUCAAAAUGAACUUCCGGCCGAAGCCCAUGUGACAGCAACUUUCGUGCAAAAGUUUGACGAGCUAUUAAAUCAGUUAAGAAACGAAGCUGGUGGUUCAGGAGAUUCUACAUUGGAUACAUCUUCUCCCCCAAGCGAGGCCUAUUUAACUGCUAAUGACAGCUCCAAAUAUUUUUCCAUGCUAGAAGAUGAAUCCAGCUUCAAUAUUUCAAAAGAUGCUGUCAACCCUGCUACAGAGGCGGAGGUCACAGAUGAUAACCCGAUGAUAUCAAAUUUGUCACCAAUAUCCAAAAAAGGUGAUAUGGCCAGUUACAAAAUUGGUAAGCAAAUAGAAGCUGCAAACAUAUUGUCUGGAGGUGUUAAUAUUUUCGAUGAUAAUGACAACUCCUUUGAUGGCGAUGAGCUUGUUAUUGAUGAUAAUGUCGCAGAGGCGGACGAGAAAUCAAAUACGGUGCUGAAACUUACUGAAGAUACUGCUCUUCCAUAUGAUAAAGUUAAUGAUAAUUUAGCAACUGUAAUUGACGACUCUGACCCAGCAAUUCCAAGUAAAGAUACUGAAGUUGUGCUACAGAUUGAUGGAAAAAAUGUAAAUGCUAUUGCCAUUGGAAAUGGUUUAUAUUUGUAUAGGAAGGAGGGUCAAGAAGAACUUGCAGCUGUUCAGAUUAUUGAUGAUAAUCAGCAACAAUCAAGUUUUAAGUUCCUCAAAGUGCGUGAGAAUGCUGAAGGAAAUUUAGAAGUCUAUGAAGAAAUAGAAAUUGAAGUCCCCAAAGAAGUGCCUUCAAAAGUUGGAAAGUCUGCUGAGAACAUAUCUCAUGUCCCACUUAAAGACAUUAAUAAAGUAAUCAGUGAACCUGCUAAAAUUGCUGAAAAGAAUUUAAAAACACCUCAGAAAGGUGGAUUGACUAGUGAAACAAACACCGACUUGAGUAAAGAUUCACAUUCACAGUUUGAAUCAAAAACUGAAGUAAAUUUUAAUGGAAAAGUGAUGAAGUUCAGUGAAGCUCGAAAAUCUCCUGUAGUAGGUAGUUUUACUCCUAUGACAUUUCACUCAACCCCUAACAAAGAAGGGAUACCAUUGACAAAGACUAUGGUUGAUCAACAGCUGCAUCCUAAUAGGCACUCUGAUAACAUUAAGAAGACCAUAGAAGUUCACACAGAUAGCUCUAAAUUUAAAAAUUUAGAGACUCCAGUUAAAAUUAAUAAGGAUAUUUCUGAUUUCAUUCAAACAUCAGAAACAGUGAAUAUUGAAAAGGAAAGUAAACUAGUAACUGAGGAAGAAAGUAUGGGAGAGCAAAAACAGACCGAUAAAUUUUCAGCUCAAGAUGGUCAUCAUGAUAAUAAAAGUCUGAAAAUUAAGGAAUUAAGCAAAGGAAAAUGUAAAAUUGAAGAAGAUGUAACAAAACCAGAAGUGGAUAGUAAAGUAACACAAUUAAUUACAGUAAACCAAACUGAAAAAACUGUAACAAAUGAAGUUGAUGGUCUUAAAAAUCAAACUAGUGAUUCUGCUAAAACAUAUGUUUUAAUAAAUAAUGAAAAAUAUCAAACUGAUGGCACGAAGAACAUUGUUAGCAAACAAGAUAUAAAAGUCUUAGAAAGUAGUGAAACUGUUACUAAUGAAUAUAAUACAGAAAAAUCUUUAUCUAAUGAUUUAACAGCCCAGGGUAAUAAUACAGAGAACAAGAACUGUGCACAACAAUGUGCAAAUAAUCCCAUUAAAAGUAUUGCAUGUAAAAAAGAAGAGGCAAAGCAAGAGCAUGAAGCAAAAAUCAUGCAUGAGAAAGAAAAUCUAAUGGAAGCUCUUGAUGAAUCAAAUUUUAACCAAGACACUACAGCUCAACAUAUAAUUAAAAAUAUGCAUAGUGGUAUUAGACCAAUUAAAUCUGAAACAGACUGCACCGAGAUUUCUAAUUGCUUAAACACUAAAAAUAUAGCCAAUAUAGGACAGCAUGCAGAAAUUGAAAGCACUAAUACCACUCAAGAUUUAAAUGCAAUUCAACAAACGAAAACCACAGAAACUGUUGAAGUAACAAAUAAUGUAGUACACAACAUCAUAGAUACUUCUAACGUAAUAUCGGAAAAUCAUGAUAAGAAAAAUGUAAAUACUGGGACUCGAAAGUUGAAUUUAAUUAUACAUGAAAGUCAAAAUAAUGAUGUAAUGAGUAUAAACAAAUCUAUUAAAAUAAGCCCGAAUAAUGACGCAAUUACAAAAUCUAAAGAUUUAGUGAUAAAUUCAAAUAAUAUUCAAAACAGCUUGAAUUCUAAUGUAGUAAAGGAUGAAAAACAUUCGAUUAUGUGUCAAAAAGAAAAAAGUGAAACAUCUCAAAUAAGUUGUAAACUUCAACCAAAUAAGAAGGAUGAAUCAACUCAACUUAAUAAGGUUGUAGCAGCACCUAAACCUCUAAAUAAUAACCAUGCAGCAGUUCCCUUUGGAAAAUGGACAGAGGCUAAUAGACAAGAGUUUUUGAAUAAAAUAAAGGAAACUAAAGUUCCUACAAAUCAUUCCAAUACUAAGCAGUUAAAACAACCAAAUGAUUUAAAUAGACGAGAUAUUUUACAAAAAAUUGAUAGUCAAAGACAACAACAAACUCACAAUGCAAAAGUAAAAGUUCAAGAACAACAAAAAUUGAAUAUAAAUAACGAAGCCUCUGCAUUUGUUAAAGCGUCUAUUAAACACGAUACGAAAAUACCUAUUAGAGAACGUCCAACCUCAAAGACUAAACCGAUAUGUAACAAAAAAAAUACCAAAGAUGAACUCCUGCAAAACCAAGAAUCUGAACCUUCCAAUUUACUAUCAAACUCAUCCAUACUAAAAAAGGAAUCGAGUCAAAGAACAGAAAUAAACAACCAAGCUCUAAUUGACAAAACCAUUGAAGACAUAAUAAACAGAGUUCCCCCUGUUAAAACAUCAAAUGAAGAUUCCAAACCAAAUAUCAUAAAUACUGAUGGAAUAGAAAAACAAAAAGGUAUGACUCUAUUUGGGCCAUCAUAUCAUGCUAAAAAUGAGCAGUCAGUAACAUUAGACGAUAUAGAAAUGAAAAUGAAUGAAUUGCAUGGAAUUCCUUUCGUAGAAAGACCUGCCCAUGAAUUGCCUCAAAAAUUAACUGCCGAUAAUCAGAUACAACCGCAAAAAACUGAAAACCAGAAAAGUAAUCAAAAAAACUUCAAUGCUUCUAACCAAGAGCAAUUUGCGAAAAACUCUCAACAAGUUUGCAGUGAAAUUGUUAAUAUGGAUUCAGAUGAUGAAAUUAUUGAACACGAACCAAUCACUGGAGAUAUAGAUACAGGGAAGAAAACAUCGGAUGCUAUAGAAAAUGUACCAGAUCAAGCAAAAAUACUUGAUGAAUCUAAAAAAGAUGUCAUAAUAACUGAAAAAGAUUUUGAUAAAUUUUUCCGGGGAAAAUCUGUUACCUAUGAAAAUUGUCUAACUGUUAAUUUUGAUAGUAAAGAACCACAUAAUGUUGUACAAACUGCUGUGGAAAAAGAAAUACCUCAAAAAAAAUUGACGAGGAAUGAAGUUUUGCUGGCUGAAUCAAAGGCAAAAUCCACACACAAACAACAAUUGAUACAGGCACGUCUCAACCACCCAACAAAAAUACCCACGUCUGGUAAAUAUCAAACAGCUGAAGACGAAUCUUAUGGUAAGAAUUAUCAAUCGAAACUACAAAUUGCAUAUCAAUCUGCACUAACUGCCAAACGCCAAAAAGAUUGCCCAAUUACAAUUAUUGAAGAAAAACCGGUAAAAGUUGUAUUUAUGGAUUCCAAUACUGAUUUUGUGCCAUGUCAACUAAAUGUUCAUGGCGAAAAUUUAUCACCAACUAAACAAACUAUUCCAGACCUGGAUACUUUUACGCAUAGCACUACUGAUUCCUUAGACUCUGACAUUUUCGAUAACUUUGACAGUAAAUCACAAGAUGAAUCAAAAACUAAGAGCAAACAUCAGAGAAAACAAGUUUUGACUCCAGUUGAGACGUCAGAAAUGGAGUUAAUUGAACCUAGUGAUCUUGGGAUAGAAAUAUCACCUAAGAAAAAACGUAAAAUUGAAGACAAGAUUGAAAAAAGUCCAAGAAAUCAUGUACCAAAGAAAUCAUAUCUUUUAGGGCGAGCUGCUACAGAUGAUUCAACAAAAACGCAGAAUGUAUCUAAAACUUCAUUUAAAGAAAUCACUAACGAAAAUAGUCCAUAUGUAGGGCAAUCAAAUCCAAUAUCUGCAAUAGAUAACUUAGUCAAAGCUGCAGAGUUAUUAGAGAACCAAGCUGAAAAUAUUAUUAGUUCCAUAAACACACCAGAUUCUGACUCUCAACAAAAUACGCCUGUUAAGAGAGGAAGAGGUCGUCCCAGAAAGUAUCCUCUUCCAGAUGGCGAGGUGAAUAAAAUCAAGGCUCCUAGUCCUCAAAAGAAACCAAGAUUAAUUGACGCGAAAGUGAUCAAACGUGAAGAUACUGAUGUAGACGAUUCUAGCGAUGACGGAAUCAUAAAAGAAAAUUGGACAAUGGGUCCAUCUCCAAACCGAUCUGAAUCUGAUAAAAGAAGUUUUAGAGAGUCACAGGAAUCAGAAACGAGAUCAAAUGAAAGUAAAUCUGAUGAUAUGGAUAUUGAGGAGCAGGAAGUAAGAACACCUAAGAAAAAAGAAUCUAAGGAAAGCAUUCUUAAAGUUCCAACUAACUCAGAUGAGGUCAUCAUUAUUGAAGAUACUCCUCUAAAGGAGAAGCCUGGGAAACAUCAUGAGUCAAGAAAGUCAACAGUAAAGACUAAAGUUAUUCAUAUACCAAGCAAGAAUUUAAUAUGUGAAAUUUGUGGAAAAACAUUCAGGCAGUCGUCGUAUUUAGCUCAUCACAAAUUACAACAUAAAAAUGAAGAAUCAAAAAAACACGAGAGUGUCGUCAAUAAAUCCGUUUUCAGCUGCGAAGUAUGCAAAAAGGUAUUUAGAAAGUUGCAUCACUUAGUUCAACAUAGAAUUAUUCAUAACCCUCAUUCUGUGUCCUCAAGAAUGCUCAGAAAAACUUCAUCAGAACAUAGCGAAAACAAAGUCGUUAAAAGCCAGAGUGGAGUAAAGCAAACAGAAGAUCAAAGUGCAGGCUUCCGCUGUGAGCCUUGUGACAAAUCAUUUAGAAAAUUGCACCAUCUUGUUGAACAUAGGGAGACUCAUGAUGGAAUUAACAGACAAAAAGCAAGUGAAAUAGAUAUUAAUAAACCAACUUUAAUACACCAAUGUGAUAUUUGUGACAAAACAUUUAAAAAACUUCAAUUAUUGAAUGAACAUAAAGAACAACAUUUAGAUACAUGUUCAGAAAAGUCAGAUGAUAAAAGCGUUAAGAGUUCAUUGUCCACCAAAGACAUAAUACAUGAAUGUUCAUUGUGUUAUAUGGUAUUUCCAAACGAGUACUCUUUAAAUAAACAUACUGUAAUUUGUCUUAGAAAAAAGAAGCAAUCUGCUGCAAAAGCUAAAUUAGCUGCAGAAAAUAAGGAAUCAGAAAUAGAAAAAAUUGAUUCUGAAACACCCAAACCAGAAAAAUGUAACCCAAAUAUAACUGAAGAUUCCUUAAUUAUAGUUGAAGAUGAUAGCUCCACGUUUAAAGAUGUGAAUGUGAAGGAGGAUAAAUUAAAAGAAGAUAAACCAGAAAUACUUGAAAAUCCAGAGGUUAUGCAUAUCAUAAAACUUUCAGGAGAACAAAAUAUUGUUGAGCCUCAAAUUAAAAAUGGAGAAUCGUUUAAGUCUAAAGAAAAAACGCCUGUAAAGACGGUCAUGGGGUUAAAUAUAAAUACGGAUACAAUUCCGCCCUCUGAAAUCCCUAUAAAGUCAAAACAAAUUGAUGAGGAUGCGAUGUCGAAAACUCAAAAAACACCGGUUGUUAAAAAAAUAACACCAGCUAAAGACAAAGUGUUUCCAACUGUUACAAAGCGUGAGAAAAUUGUAAAUGUACCUUUACCAGUUAUUGAUGAAGCCACGCCUUCAGCAGAGUCAAUAGAUGAAGAUGAGAUAAGGUACAUGCUUAAUCCAAAUUUUAAGCAAAUAGAAACUGUGGGAACGAAGAACUUAUUGAAAGUCAAAGCCAAAAUACGCAAUUCUCUACAGGUUGAAAGACCUAAUUCAAAGGAUUUAGUGAAAAGAAGGGUUUCCUUACAGAAUCUGCCUAAAAUCUCACGGUUAAGGAAUAAGCCAUUAGAACAAAAGUUGACCGCGCCAAGUACUUCAACAGCCUCAAAAUCAACUAUUGUUAAAAUAGAUAAGCCAACUGUUACGGAAUCUACAUUUUCCACAGACUCUGAUGACAGUGAUAUCAAAUAUUCUUUUCCUGAGACAGUUACUAAACAUGUAGAUACAAAGAUAAUAGUCGAAAAGAAGCCAAUGAAAAGACAAUCUCUAUCAUCAAAGAGGAAGUCAUUAAAUGGAGUUGCAAAACGGAAGGCAUUGGGACAAGUGAUCGUUUCGAAACAUAAACAGAACACUCCACCAGCAAAACAAGUAAAAAAACGCACAACCGAAGUGGAACAUAGGUGUGAUUGCGGUCAACUUUUCAGCAGUGCCGCGCUACUGUCGCGCCACACCACGUUAGACCAUACCCCUCCUCGAAUUCGUCGUCGUCGAUCGCCGGUCCCUGUGAUCGACACAAAAACAAUUACCAAAAAGGUCUCGCAUAAACCCAUUAGUGAAAAACUCAAGCCAAAUACAGACUUAAAGAAAUCAAGUGGCCAGGGAAGUACAGACUCAAGUAAACCUGGUGUAGCUACAAGGAAGUCUAGUAUGAACAACAGUGAUGAUAAAGCAUCCAGUGAAAAAGGCAAAUUGGUGAAAAGUGUACCAAGCGUGAAAUUGCGUAGGAGUGCUGCGCACAAAGGUGUGCCCCUGCCGGAGAAGAUGAGGAAACUUAUGGAUAAACCUAAAAUAUAA
This is a messenger RNA of Parnassius apollo (apollo), 7179 nucleotides long. Lineage: Eukaryota; Metazoa; Arthropoda; Insecta; Lepidoptera; Papilionidae. The record is from the annotation of a GenBank genome assembly.